GGGGCCGCGCCCGGCGGCGCCUUCCUGGACGUGCUGGCGCGCUGCGAGGUGUCGCGGGUGCUGCUGCUGCUCCUGCUGCAGCCGCCGCCCGCCAAGCUGCUGCCCGAGCACGCCCGCACGCUGGAGCAGUACUGCUGGGAGGCGCCCGACGGCGGAGCGGGCGCCGCCAGCGGCAGCGGCACGGGCGGGGCGCUGCCGCCGGCCGCCAGCUACCUGCCGGCCGAGCUGUUCCUGCUGCUGCAGUCGGCCGUGCUGGCGUGCCAGGAGAAGGACGCGGAGGCGCUGAAGGCGCUGCAGGCCGAGCUGUGGCCGCUGCUGAGCGCAGAGCAGAACCAUCUGCUGCACCUGGUGCUGCAGGAGAUGCUGAGCCCCGCCGGACAGGGGCUCUGAGCGCCGCCGCCCGCAGGGACAGCUCGGACUGGUCGCUUCAUCCGGUGCCAGCACAGACUCUAUCCCGUUAUUUAUUUUUAAUACGAGUUCUGUAACGCAGUGGAGUAAUGGUUGAUGAGAGAAUGCGUUCAUCUACACGUUUGCCUUGUGUCACAGUAAACUACUCGCUGUAUGUA
Ficedula albicollis (Collared flycatcher) is the source of this 566-nucleotide messenger RNA. RefSeq names its product factor VIII intron 22 protein-like. The transcript is spliced from 2 exons. The record is from RefSeq and is a predicted model, not a curated record. Gene Ontology annotation, cellular component: early endosome. The annotation marks the transcript as partial. Lineage: Eukaryota; Metazoa; Chordata; Aves; Passeriformes; Muscicapidae. Gene Ontology annotation, biological process: vesicle cytoskeletal trafficking.